AUGGAUGGCCCUCCGAUGAACAAUUCUGGCACUGGCAAGCUCCAGGUUCCAGGCUUUGGGGAUCUGAGAGUAUAUCAUGAGGUGGAUCCUCGCCGUCCUUUGCGUAGCUGUUGCCGAUCCGAGAGGGAUGUAACACAAUCAUCAGAGGAUACAGAGGAUAAUCACCGCUUUGAUAUUGCUUUGGCCCAGUUCUGUUACGGCUACCGGCUUACAAUAUGCGAGGUCUACAUGCUGCGUUUAAUGGAACUAGUGACCGAGAAGCCAAAUUGGGAACAUAAUGUGUUCGAUGAGCACCUUGUCGCCCAGUGGUACACCGAGUUCUGCGACUUGAAGAUGCAAUCGCAAUCAAAGCCCGACAGCGAGGUCGACAUGGACCUCGUUUCUCCCCGAGCAUGGGAAUGA
Messenger RNA from Aspergillus sclerotioniger CBS 115572, 402 nucleotides. RefSeq lists its product as uncharacterized. The transcript has a single exon. The coding region runs from base 1 to 402 and encodes 133 amino acids. The record is from RefSeq and is a predicted model, not a curated record. NCBI's taxonomy places the organism in Eukaryota, Fungi, Ascomycota, Eurotiomycetes, Eurotiales, Aspergillaceae.